Molecule: messenger RNA, 1008 nt
Organism: Acanthamoeba castellanii str. Neff
Lineage: Eukaryota; Discosea; Longamoebia; Acanthamoebidae
Exons: 7
Coding region: 1-1008 (335 amino acids)
Biological process (GO): phospholipid transport
Cellular component (GO): cytoplasm
Molecular function (GO): phosphatidylinositol binding; phosphatidylcholine binding; phosphatidylinositol transfer activity
Source: RefSeq, a predicted model, not a curated record
AUGGUGUUGGCCAAGGAGUACCGAAUCCCCUUGCCAUUUACCGUGGAUGAGUUCAGGGUGGGCCAUGUGUACAUGGUGGUGCGUACGGGGCGCGAGGGGCGAUCGACCGGCACCGAGGUGGUGACGCGCGAGGCCCGACCCUACGAGGACAAGAAGCAGGGCACCCGGGGCGUCUACCGCGUGCGCGAGUUUCACGUCGAGGGCCUCCCGCCCUGGACCCGCAAGCUGCUGCCCCACAACGCGCUCACCAUCGAGGAGAAGACCUGGGACGCCUAUCCCUACAUCAAAACCGUCUACACGUGUCCUCUGUUGGGUUCGAGGAUCACUGUCACCGCUUGUACAAAGUUUAUCGAUGACGCUGGCACCUCCUCGCGGGCGCACGGAAAGGAAAGCGAGGCGGCGGAGGUGGACUACAUCAACAUAGCCAAGGAGCAGGUCAAGGGGGCCGCAGGCAAGAACUACAUUCCCACCAUGCACCCGGCCUCCUUCUCGUCCUCCAAAACCAAGCGAGGGCCGCUCAAGGGAGCCUGGGAAAAGUCAAAGCCGAUCAUGUGUGCGUACAAGCUGGUGAGCGUCAGCUUCAACUACCCGCGGUGGACCUUCCCCGGUCGCGUGGAGCGAUACAUCCACCAGGUGCUGCGGGAGAUCUACCUCGCGUCGCAUCAGCUGGCCUUCUGUUCUAUGGAUGACUGGAUCGAUCUGUCGUAUCAGGACGUGCGCGAGCUCGAGCUGGCCUCGUUGAGCCCCGCCUCGCCUGACGCCACCCCUUCUUCCGCCACCACACCACCUUCACCACCACCACCACCUACUAUCGACACGGUCGAUGACGACAAUGACAACGGCGCGGCGCCAGCAGAUGAACCCGCUGCGGCGGCGGGUUCUGUGUCUGCGGCAGCGGGACCGAACAGUUGGUCGGCUCACGCGGAUGACCUCCCACGACGCAGCACGAGCUCCUCCAUCAUCGCCGGCAGGAGGAAGCAGUACCCGGCCACCAAGGCCCGGCUCUAG